Molecule: messenger RNA, 4870 nt
Organism: Musa acuminata AAA Group (dessert banana)
Lineage: Eukaryota; Viridiplantae; Streptophyta; Magnoliopsida; Zingiberales; Musaceae
Product: pentatricopeptide repeat-containing protein At2g37320-like
Exons: 4
Coding region: 297-1928 (543 amino acids)
Biological process (GO): RNA modification
Cellular component (GO): intracellular membrane-bounded organelle
Molecular function (GO): RNA binding; protein binding
Source: RefSeq, a predicted model, not a curated record
UCCCAUCCCAUGUCGGUCGCCGCCAGCGCAAGUCCGUCGAUCGCCGACUAUGCACUGUCGGCAAGCAAUCGUCACCCCUGUCGCGCCUCCUCAUCGCAGCAGCAGCAACAGAAGCAGAAUUGUGGCCACUCGUAAUGGUGCAUUUACACUAGUUGUGCACUAUCUUGCAAGCUAAAGUACGUCCUUAUGUUUACGCAAAUUAAUUGGAAAGCUACAGCUAGUAGAUUUGCUUCAUGUUUACAGUUACAAAAUGGUAAUUUUUGGAAAAUGGAACUUACACAUGGAUAAGUACUGUGAUGUGCAAUCACUUUCUUCAUGGUUCUUUCGAGCAUUCUUUUGCUAUCUUCAGACCCUUUUCCAUAGCACAUCAUGUUCGAUCGCAGUUCAGCACAUUUACAGCUUCUAGUAGAUAUAGCAAGUUACAUGGUAAGGGGAUUGACAAGGCAUUGAAAGUUUUGGACUUGGUCACCCCUAGGACCAGUAAGGUUGAAAGCAAGUCAUGCCAUUAUCACCUAAUACAGGGGUGCAAGCAUGAUCUUCUUGAAGUUGAUCAACGGAAUUGCUUAAAGUUCGUUAAGAAGAGUACAAGUAGUAAAUUGUGUAAUCAUGCUAAGGUUAUGUCUGAAAAGAGUCAUCACUGUAAAUCUCUUUUAUGCUCUCAAAUCAGUAAAUCAGUGAAGGAAGAUGCUCCUUUGUUAUUUCUUGAAUUGCAUAAGAGAGGGAUCAGCUUGGAUGCAUCUACUUUUUCUGUUGUAAUUAGUUCUUGUGUGUCCACAGGCACUUUUGGAACAGGGCUGCAGCUUCAUGCUCUCUCGGUUAAAAAUGGUUGUGAUGUAUCUAUUCCUGGUGGAAGCUCAUUGAUCAGCUUGUACUCCAAACUUGGGCAGUUGGGGAAUGCUUAUCAUGUUUUUGAUAUGAUGCCCACAAGGAAUGUUGUAGCAUGGACUGCUAUAAUUGCAGGUUUUGCACAGUCCUGGGAGGUCGACACAUGUUCACGACUGUUCUAUUUGAUGAGACAGGCUCUGAUAGAACCGAAUGACAUCACAUUUGCAAGUGUUUUGAGUGCUUGCACCAGCAGUGCUUAUCUUGGGUUUGGUAGGAGCAUCCACUCUUUAGAAUUUAAAAUGGGUUUUGAUCUGUAUACACAUGUUUCUAAUGCAUUGAUCUCGAUGUACGCUAAAUCUGGAAGCAUCGAGGAAGCCCAUUGUGUCUUCAAGAACAUACCAUGUAGGGAUCUAAUCUCAUGGAAUUCGAUGAUUUCUGGGUUCUCCCAACAUGGACUUGCUAAGAAUGCCAUGAACUUGCUGAAUCAAAUGGAUACUCAGAAUGUAACACCUGAUGCUAUAUCUUACCUUUGUGUUCUCUCCUCGUGCCGGCAUGUGGGACUUGUGGAGCAAGGCCAGCGUUGUUUUGAUUCAAUGCUUAAACGUGGGCUAAACCCAGAAUUAGAUCAUUACUCAUGCAUCAUUGAUCUUCUUGGCCGUGCAGGGUUGUUGGAAGAGGCAUUAGAUGUCAUUAAGAAAAUGCCAAUCCACCCAAAUGCUGUUAUAUGGGGCUCAUUACUUUCGUCAUGCAGGGUUCAUGGAAAUGUAUGGAUAGGCAUUCACGCUGCUGAGAACAGGUUGUUGUUAGAGCCAGGCUGUGCUGCAACUUAUGUUCAGUUAGCAAAUCUUUAUGCAAGUGUAGGUUACUGGAAUCAUGUAGCAAAAGUUCGGAAGCUGAUGAAGGAGAGAGGGCUGCGCACAAGUCCUGGGUACAGCUGGAUUGAAAUUGGUAACAAGGUGUAUAAUUUUAAAGCAGAAGAUAGAUCAAAUGAUAAAAUGAAUGAGAUACUCACAAUUUUGGAUUCUUUAGCAUGUCAUAUGGAACUCUCCAAGUAUACAGCUGCUGCAAACAUUGAUCUUCAAUACGAAGAGAUCCCUCCAUGACAGCACUUAAGCGGAAUACAAUUUGCAAGCUUGUGUUGCCAAAAUGGUAUCCUUGGCUGCACUAUUUCUGUGGAUAGGACAUUUAUGGCUCUUACAACGUAUGUGUUGUUUAAGGCUCUUGUUUUCAGACCAACAGAACUUCCUUUAGGCUUCACUACAAGUUUGAUGUAGGAGGCAUGUUUGAUGUUCCCAGCUGUGUGAUAUAAUAAGAACCAUAUUGGCAACAUCCAGAACAAUAUUUUCUUCAUUCAUGUGCUUGGAAAAAGGUGCUUAUUAUUGUAGUAAUUUUCAAAGGUAUGUUUCAUGAGAUAUGAAUCAUCUUUUUGUUUCCUCUGAUUGUAUUAAGAUUAAAAGUAUUUGUUUGUGGGUUAGAGGGUGAUGCAUCGCAGAUAGAUAAAAUGGUCAUAUUCUGCAGGUAGUAGCACUUAAACGAGUCAAAUACUACCAAUGAACUUGAUGAUUUAACUAAUGCACUGCAUAGAUAGGAUUUGAUAGGAGACCAUAUGGUUCACCACCUACAUGUUAUCUAUGCUCUGGGCUUCCAUGUCCCUUUUGUCAGGAAAAGUUCCAGGUUUAGAACUUAAUACCAAUUUACAUAUAUGGUUGUCACCAAGUCAACAGGCAGUUAAGAUUGAGCACUGUUGGUUAAGUUGCGGACAUAAAAAAGAUCAAGAAUUGCUGGAUUAAUUUGCCCCUUUAGCUGUAAUUUUUCUAGCAGGCUAGGGUUCUAUAAGUAAUCUUUUGAUUAUAUUAGUGGUUUUUAUACUGUGAUGUUUGCCAACUUCUUGUGCUGUCAAUCCUGGAAUUUUAAUUAUGGAAGGGGCUGUAGCCGGCAUGAACUUGGAGAUGCUCUGGCGAACAAAUUACAAGUACUACUGGCAGCCAUGUGUAUCAGGACUUGGGUGCCUUUGACUGUUACAACAUGGUUUCAACUUUCAAGUACCAUUUUAUACUGAUUCUACUGUACUAGUGCAUCGAACUAGUUGUAUUAACAUGUCAAACAAUUUUCAGUAUGCUUCUAAUUAGUUUACCAAGGUGUUCCAUAUCAUACCAGUUGAUACAUACCAAUCAAAUGAGAUUCCAGUAUGAGUAUGUGUACUGGUAUUUUCAAACUUAUGUUAUGGUUUUCCAUCACUUUGAGGAUUCAACCCAUAUAUGGAACAUAAAUUUUCUUCAAAAUUCUUUGCAGAAAUUUAAUGCUUUUUUUUGUCUUCAUUCAAAAGAUGAUCUGUCUCAAUUUCUAGGUUUUUACUUCUGCACUAUUGGAUUUCUAGUAAAAGUUUCAUCUGACAGUGAACAUGUGAGAAAAUAUACUGUCUCAAUUCCUAUGUUUUUUACUUCACUGCUAGAUUUGUGGCAAAAGUUCUGACGGAAAAUAUGUAAGAAAAUUUACUAACAUGUUGUCCGAGGAAAAAGCUGAGCGAGCGUUAUGUGAUUUCAUUUUCUAGUAAAGUACUGUUUGGUUUUCCUUAUAAUACUAAUUUCCAGUAUAACUUUGGUUGUUCCCGAAGCAAUGGUAUUUAAGAGUGUGAUACAAGAGAGAACCUGAAUGAUGAAUGGUGUACAUGAUAAUAUUGGAAUAGCUGCUGCUCUCUCUUUCUUUUUCUUGACAUAUAUGUGUGUAUACUGUAUGUAUGCUUGUGUGCAUCCAAUUGACAAUCUUAGGGUGAUCCAGUGAUCCAACCUCCCAACACCUUAUUUGCAGCCUUGUGUAUUCAAAACACUGUAUAACGGACAACUUUACUUUAUGGAAAACUGCAGGUCUGGAUGUAGCUACUAUUUAUUUGAUUGAAGAUAUGAAUUUGGUUAUAAUUUUGCAUGGCAAUGCUUUUAUGUGGGCAUGAUACAGUAACAGUCACAAGUUUUAUGUAGAUUACCCAUCAAUUUGUUAACUCUCAGUGAUGCUAAUAUCAGGCCUUUGAGUAAUUUCUCAGUGUUUAUAUAAUUGGCCUAAAGAUGAUUAACUGAUAAGAAUCUACUAGAUCUUUUGAUUUGCUUACUAGUAAUAGAGUUACAUUAAAUAAGUUAAUUGUUCAGAAAUUGGAUAUUAUAAGAAUUUUGCUCGUGGGAUUGAAAAAAGUUUAUUUAUUUAUUUAUUUUUCAAGCUUGUUGAAUAUAAAAAAAUUUGUUUUAUCUUUUAAAUCCAACUUUUUAAAUGCCAAAAAACAGUUGAUUCUGGUUUAGCAAGAUUCUGACAUUUGAGAUCCCUCUAAUGUGCUCUUCUCAUCCUGUGUAGGUACAGCUGACAUUAAAUUAUGAUUGAUAUGCAGUUGGUGACUUUUGGCAAUUGACAUACAGCAUAAUGUGCUUCCUUCAUGCUGUGUGAGCACAGCUGAUCUUAAAUUAUGACUGAAAUAUGAGCUGGGGAGUCGGUCAAUUGACAUCCCAGCAUGAUGAGCACCCUUCAUUGUGUUCAGAUCAAGCGGACCUAAAAUUAUGACUUGCACUACAUGGGGUGGGGACUUUCUGCCAUUUGACAUCCAGCAUAAUGUGCUUCCCUUAUCCUGUACGGUGACACAAUCCAUGAUGGGAUCAAGUUUCAUCUUUGACCGCUACAGAAGAGUACCCAGUUAGACAAUUUGAGUUCAUUUCAUUCAAAUUAUAUUUGGGCUGUGGUUGUGUUAAUUAGAUCAGAAUAGGAGGAGCUCAGUGGGCUGCUUUUCUAGACAGUUAUUUUGCGCUUCCAAUCUGCAAGGUUCGGUUUCCAUUUUUCGAAGGUAUUAAAUUGAACUUAGUUACCAAGAGUAAGGGCUGGCUUCUUAGGAUGUAAGAAAAUUGUCUGAUCGAUUCUUUUAUAGUGUAUUGUAUACAAUGAUAGUAAAGGCAGAAAAAGGAUUCAAUUAUUGUGUCAUGAUACUCACUGGUAGGAUGAAACACUGAGGUUGAAAUUGAAGUUGUUUAAUGGAACACUCGGCUUUCUUGCCUAAAGCCUAUCUUCGACU